AUGGUAAGAUUAAGCAUAAAGUAUGGCGAUGCAAAUCAGUUUUUGUAUGAGACAAAUACAAACAUGGCUAUCGAUGAUCUUCUGCGCGAAAUAGCUCUGAUUUAUAAUGGUCGUCUAAAAGUACAUAGAAUAUGCAGUGAGAUACAACUUCUUGCAAAACAUGGCAUUACACUUCCAAUCAAUAUGCAAGGCUUGACGGAAGAACAAAUAACAGAAUUGAAACUUAAAGAUGAAUAUGAAGAUGUUUGUAUACCAAUGGACGGUUAUAUCGAAGAAGAAGAUGUAACGGGAAGAAGAAAUGGGCGUUCUCCAACCGAAAAGAUGAAAGAAAUUUUGAAUAAAACCGUUCAAGAUGCAAAAGAUAAAAUAUCAAAGAAAUUAGUUGAUGCCAAUAAGUGUGUGACACGAGAUGAUAUUAAUGAAGCUAUUCAACAAUUGAAAGGAGCUGUUAUGAUUGUUUAUCCAAUGGGUUUACCACCUUACGAUCCCAUUGAAUUAGAAUUUAAAAACGAAGAAGAACUUGAUGGAACACAAGACAGUUUAGAUGUUAUAAAAGAAGAAGAAGCAAGUUUAUGGUUUAGUGGAAAAGAAAUGCACCGUGGUAAAAAAUUGUGCGAUUAUGUUGGAACAAAUGAAAAAACAAAAGUUUUAGUUAAAAUUCAAAAGAAAGGUGGAGGUGCCCCUGCAAGAGAACCCGUUGUUAGUGAAGAAGAACAAAAACAGAUGAUGGCUUAUUAUUAUAGAAAACAACAAGAAAUGAAGAAAUUAGAAGAAAAUGAAGAUAAUGCAUAUCUAGAUUCAGAUUGGGCGGACAAAAAUUCAUUGAAAAGACAAUUUCAAGGUUUAAAUGAUAUCAAAUUCAAACCAAGAUGA
Messenger RNA from Didymodactylos carnosus, 873 nucleotides. The record is from the annotation of a GenBank genome assembly. Lineage: Eukaryota; Metazoa; Rotifera; Eurotatoria; Philodinida; Philodinidae.